AUACAAAAAAAGCCAAUCUGCGUUGUCAGGGAAACCCGCUUUAUUUCAACGUGUGACUGCUAGCCUGCUAACUGCUAACAUGUCUAUUGUCUGUGUAACUGGCUGGCUAAAAAGCUAGGCAGCUGACGCGCUAAUAAUGCAUGAAAACUACCAACCAACGAAACUGAUCAUAUUAACUAUUAAUACAACAUAUAAUCACAAUGUUGGAACUUGUCUAUGCUGCAAGAUGUUUUAGCUUGGCUUUAAUCUAUUUAUUCGCACAAUGACCAGAAAACCGGAAAGCGUGAAUUAAACUUUAUUAAAAGGUCUCGGGGGAAAUGUGAGAGCUAUUGGUUAGAUAACCACACUAAAGCUGUAAUUACUAUCUAGUUACGUAUUUAUUCCUUAUCAGUCUGUAAUUCAUUAGCUAGUGUUUAUUGAAAGUGAUACCGGGGAGGUCAGUUGGAGAUCUCCCCACGGUAGCUGGCUGGGUUAAGUAAUGAAAGAAUUAAAUAACUCAUCAUGAUUUAAAAAGUGAACGUUUAGGAACUACAGCUUUUUAAAAGAGGGAUUCUUACACAGGCAUAACAUAACAUUCCUACCCAGUUUCGGGUAGAGCAUCUGGAAAUCAGUAUGGGGUCACGGGAAUUCAAAUAAAGGACGAGCUACGCCGUCGGCGCUCCACGCCGCUUAUUUCCGGCCAUCACCGCCGUGUCCCCGCCCACACCGUCGCGAGGUCGCCGUGUCCCCGCCACCGCUCGUGCAGCAGGGACCGGAACGCGUGCGAAAAUGGCCGGCGACGAGGUCCCGCGACCGCUCAUCCUCCUGCUCAUGUACCUGCUUAUGAAGCGCAGGAAGGACAUGAACGACGCCGAGGCGAAAAGGCGGAACGAGGUCCGGCGCCGAAUCGCACACAGGCAGCAUUUCCUGCAGAGGCAGCGGAGGAUGCUCAUGAUGCUGAUAGCGUACAGCACAAGUUGUCCCUGUAAUCACCGCACACGCGUGUGGACCACCAUCAAGUGCUCGGAUUGGUGGGAACGGGUGGUGAUGAACGAGUUCCAGCCCCACGAUUGGCUGGAGAAGUUCCGCAUGAGCAAGGACACCUUCCUCUUCCUGUGCGGCAAGCUGAAGGCACGGCUGGCCAAGCGGGACACGCAUCUCCGGCCGGCGUUGCCCGUGGAGAAGCGCGUCGCCGUGGCUCUGUGGCGCCUGGCCACCAACGUGGAGUAUGGCACCAUCGGCGCCCUGUUCGGCAUGGGCCGCUCUACCGUGUGCAAGUGUGUCCGGGAGGUGUGCCACGGCAUCGCCGCUUUGCUGGGGCCGGCCUUCCUGCGACCUCCCGGCUUGCAGGAGCUGGACGAGGCCGCCGGGCUCUUCGAGCGGCGCUGGGGCUUCCCGCACUGCGUUGGCGUCGUGGGCAGCCUCCACGUGCCCAUCGUCACCCCCUCCGGCAAUACCGCCUGCUACAGGAACAGCGCAGGCUGGCUGUCGGUGGUGCUGCAGGGCACCGUCAACGGGCUGGGCCAGUUCUGGGACGUGUGCUCCUGCUUCCCAGGCAGCACCGAGGACUCGGUCAUCCUGCAGAACUCCACACUGUGGGCAGCGGCCACCGGGGGCGCUCUCUCCCCGCAGCCGCCCCGACCUCUCAUGGGCAGGCCGCUCCAGUACCUGCUGCUGGGCACCGAGGCGUACCCGCUGCAGACGUGGCUGCUGAAGAGAUACCCACCCUCGCAACGGCUAACGCCAGGGCAGCAGGCCUUUAAUGAACGGCUGAACCGCACGCGGGGCAUUUUGGACGCCACCUUCUUGCGCCUCAAAGCCCGCUGGCAGUGCCUGCACAAGCACAAUGACUGUGGCCUGGAUCUGGUGCCAAGCAUGAUCUUGGCCUGCUGCAUCCUGCACAACGUGUGUGAGGUGCACCGGGACAGCGUCCUGGAUGAGUGGCUGGAAGAGGUGAGCCGGCACAGGUGUCCGCAGCCAUGCGCCUCGCUGCCCGUCACCGCGGAGGACCCAGCAGCAGAGGAAGUCCGCUCACUUUUCUGCGAACACCUUCUGCAGCAGCAGAAUGAAUAAGACAAUCUGCUCAGGCCUACAUUUUAAUAGAGUUUGUUUUUAUUUCUUACCUCUGGGAGUCUACUCUUUUUCUGCACUUCAUUUUUUCACCUUCAAGGUGAUACAUCUACUUCACCAGCAGAGGGAGUAUUUUUUCCCAUCAUCUAAAGCACAGAAUAUACCACUACCUGAACAGCAUUCACAUGAUAGUGAUUUUCUGUAUUCUUUUUACGACAAAUGAGUUUGUGUGUCCAUAUGAAUUACAAAAAAGUGACAGUCACAUUUUUACUUCGAAAUACAGGAACAGCACCAUUUUCCCCUCUACUAAGGAAUACAUUUGUAUUUCUGAUUUUUUCUGCUUCCUAGGUGUUAAGCUGUUUUAUAUAAGAGGUUAAAUAGCAGUUUUAGGUGGAGAAUAGCCAGCUGGCUCCAUUAUUUAUUCUGUUGUAGUGAGAUAGAAGUAGAGGUGGAGAUAUCAGGUCCAGAGAGUAGAAAUCCAGACCAGCCAGUUGAGCAUAAAGAGUCACAGACAC
Molecule: messenger RNA, 2564 nt
Organism: Paramormyrops kingsleyae
Lineage: Eukaryota; Metazoa; Chordata; Actinopteri; Osteoglossiformes; Mormyridae
Source: RefSeq, a predicted model, not a curated record